This is a messenger RNA of Dentiscutata heterogama, 633 nucleotides long. Lineage: Eukaryota; Fungi; Glomeromycota; Glomeromycetes; Diversisporales; Gigasporaceae. The record is from the annotation of a GenBank genome assembly.
GCUAAAGCAUAUACAAAUAAAUUCUUCACGGCUGGUAUUUCAUCUACAUCACGUGUUAAAAGUAAAAAUGCUGUAAUAAAAAAUAUUAUUCAAGGCCGUCCUAGUCUUUGUGAACUUGCUGCUAUUUUGAACUUGCGGUUAAGUGAUGAAAUACGUUAUAUUAAACAUAAUGAAUGGUACUAUGCAAAUACAAGUGCACAAUUAAGGAGUGCUUCUGCUGAAUGCUUUCCUGAAAUUGACCAUAUUCUUAAGGAAUAUCUUACUGAAGAAAUGCUUUUCCGACAAAGACAUAAAAUAACACAAUCACUUUACUAUUAUACUAUAACAAAAAAUGAAGAAUUACCUAAUGAUAGUUAUGCUAAAGAAAGCUAUGACACACAACAAAUUCACCUGACCUCUUUUCUAAAGAAUCUCUCUUCAAACGAAAUUGCUAUUCAAUCUGCAGUUGAGGCAGGUAGUGAAUCCCUUUGCCAUCUUAAAAGAAGCCUCAAUAACUGGUUUGCCGAAGAAAAAAGAUUGACUCAAAUUAACAAUAAUAAGGAAAAUUUAGAUCCUGAUCAAGUUGAAAAUCCAAUUGAGAAACGACAUAGAGGGCGGUCUUCAGUUAAAUCGAUUAAGAGUAGUACUAAACAA